CCGUAUUGGAAAUUCCCACAUCAAACUUGAGUCAUUAUACGCCUUAAUCUUAUCAAUGUAACCGAUUUUGAUGAAUUACGGCAAAUAAGUUAGACUGGGAACAAAUCGUAUCGUAUAUUACACAUAUUAACCACCAUGUUCAGAAGCAUUUUAUAUAAUUAAGGGGACAUCUCUACAUCUAAUUACUAGCUGGACAUAACAAUCCAAUUAUUUACCAAAAUAAUGCAUUGGAGAGACCCUCUAUUGGCUGCAGUACAGUAUAAAUCGGUAAAAAUGGUUCUAAAACUUCUACAAUUUAAUUCCGUAUCUGUUGAAGGACCAUGUAGUGAUUUUAUCUCUCCUUUGCAAAUUGCUAUAAUCAAUGACGACAUGCACUGCGUUAGAACAUUGAUUCAAUACAAGGCAAAUGUAAAUUUACCAGAUUCUGACGGAGACACGGCUUUACAUCUUGCUGCAUGCAGUGAAACAUCCUUCGCAGUAUUCAAAGAGGUACUUAAGGCCGGGGCAAACCUGUACUGCAGAGACAUUAAUGAAAAAACACCUUUGCAUUAUGCUUGUUUGGAAGCCAAUAUUGACAAAGUUGUAGCAAUGUUGAAACAUUUAAAUCCACCAGUAAAUGAACCUGACGAAGAAGGGGCCACACCACUACACUUUCUAGUUGACGCUUCAUCCGAGUUUGAAGGCGACGCAGUCCACCACGUAGUUAAAACUAUAAAACUUGCUGUAAAGAAAGGCUUUGAUAUAAAUACAAAAACAAAAGAAGGAGAAACUAUUUUGCACGUUGCAAGUCGAGGGAUCAACAGUGAACUUUUCUUACCAGAGCUGCUUAAAAUCAAAGGAAUAAAUGUUACAUUACAAAACAAAUAUAGAGAGCAUUUUAUACAUUGUUUUGUACGUUAUCGAGCAGGUAUUGAUACAUCCGAACGUUUUUUGUUCUAUUUAUUGGAUGAAAAAUUACAUGCUAUCCCCAAAGAGCAAUUGACCAUAAUAAUGAAUCAACAAAACAACGAUGGUCAUUUACCUGUGUCUUUCUAUAUCAUUCGAGGAAUUGUUAACGUUAAACUUGUCAAACAUUUCAUUUCGUUUCUUGAGAACAUCAAUAUACAAGAGAAAUUUGGACAUACACUUCUCCAUUUAACCUCACAGUCAGUUUUACAGCAGAAUGAAAAGAUUCCAAUUCUCUAAUAUUUGAUCAAACGUGGAGCUGAUGUAAACAUUCGAGAUAUUUUUGGAAGAACAGCUCUUUUCUAUGUGCGGAAACUUCAAGUAGUGAAGCUUUUGGUUGAAAGUGGCGCAGACUUAAAUUUGACUGACCAGUGCAGACGUACCUUGAUCGGAGCUACUUUUCCUGCCUGUGAUCCACGGAUAUGUCAGUAUCUUAUAAAUAAAUGCUGUCGGGUUAACAAAAACGAUAAAUUUGAAAGCACGGCUCUGCACUAUGCUGCAUGGGAAAACAGAAUUCGAGAAGUGGACGUUUUAUUAAGAAAUGGAGCCGAUGUUUAUAAGCGCGAUCGGUCUGGCCGAACACCACACGACAUUGACCUUUUCUGGAGAUGUUGGGAUACAACAGAAUUACUGGAAAAAUCCAUGGCUAAAGGAUCAUUUGAACGACCACAUUCAACUAAUGCACUUGGUUAUAAAACUCCCUGGAUAAAUCUCAACUGGUCUAUUGGUUAUACCGAAUACCAAAGUAUUACAAAUCUGAGAGAACAUUUUGAUCUCCGGAAAGAUCUAGAGGAGUACUACAGUUAUGUACUAGGAAUUCCAGGAGUUGGUUUACCACAAUCAGUUGAUGAAGCUAAAUGAAUAGAAUCACUAAUUCUUUCAUUUACUCGCCAAAUUGCAAACCAGGUUGGUUAUCUUGACAAAAGAUUCAAAUGUUCACUUUUCCGUUCAGGCAGCACAUACGAAGGAACAAAGAUUGACGAUCCCGAUGAAUUUGAUUUUCUUCUCAUUCUCGAUAAAUUCUCCCAGAUUUGUACACCGGAUCAGUCUCACCAAUCAAAUGAUUCACAUUCAAACAAAGGAUUUCACAAUGUCAGGCAUAAAAACGAUGUUAUAAAUGAAGAUGUUCAAUAUUACUUUGAUCAUAACAAGUUUCUUAAUUGUAAAAUAUUGCGAGAUGAUUUUUUUGGUUUAGUAAAACGCGUUUUAACAAAUCCAUUAACCUGGAUUUAUGAUGAAGUUUUCGUGGAUGGUUUUUCAAUACAUAAUAAGUUAAACACUCCUACCAUCAAUUUUAAACUUUUCAUCAUCGGUGAAAAUUACAAAGGAAUACAUGCCAGUAUAGAUAUUGUUCCCGCAAUCCGAGUUCAGAACUGGCGUCCGAUAGGGGCGAAUUUAACCGUAAAUAACAUUGUUUCUGAAAGAGUUUUACAAGAAGAUUUCUUGAUGUUAUGUCAGUACCCAGGGGCCGACGACGAGGAGUUUGAAGAGGUCGAUACUGAUACUUUCUUCAGAAUAUCUUGUGCUCCGUUGGAACUUCAGCUUAUGCGUUCUUUUCCUAGGUGGAUACGCCAAAGUUAUGCCUUAGCAAAAAUUAUGAGUGUCCGAAAAUAAAAUAUGUAAGAAAGCAGACGAGUAAAAUGUUUGAUAUGUUUGAUGGAAAUAUUCCGAGUCGGUAUGACACAUUCAUCGCCAGUGAGGAAAUAUCUAGUUACAUGUUGAAAAACUGUUUAUUCCACACGGUAGAUUCCGAAUCAAGAAUCCUCCGCGAGCUUCCACAUCCACAUAGGUCAGUUUUCUACAACUCAAUUGUACUAGCAUUGAAAUUGUAUGACCUGCUUGGAGAAUCAGCUCUAGCGAGUAAUCUUUCGGUAUUUUUUUUGCCGCGUUUGAAUAUAUUUGAAAAUGACUUGGAACAAAGUAACAACAAACAUGUUCCUAGUGAAGAAUGUGAUGUCAUUUCAUUCGACAAAGAUGUCACUACAUGCGAAAAAAUCAAAAUGUUUGCCGAUUUCAUCAGAAAACUAAAUGCAGUCUGACAUGUUUCUUUGUGAAUCCUUAAACUGCAAUUGUUAAAUGUUCGUUUAUUUUACCA
Messenger RNA from Mytilus trossulus (common blue mussel), 3040 nucleotides. Its product is annotated as putative ankyrin repeat protein RF_0381. The coding region runs from base 223 to 1185 and encodes 320 amino acids. The record is from RefSeq and is a predicted model, not a curated record. Lineage: Eukaryota; Metazoa; Mollusca; Bivalvia; Mytilida; Mytilidae. The transcript is spliced from 2 exons. Gene Ontology annotation, molecular function: protein binding.